CGUACCACUCGCAUCCCAACGCACCCCAAAAACAAUAAGCAUCAUGAAGUGCAUCGCAGCUGUAGUCAUGGUCGCUUUGGCCGUUGCCGUCGAGGCUAACCCAACAACGGUUUACAGUGUGCCGACGCAAACCGUGGUCCAGCAGAACGUAGUGCCCCGCUACGUCACUGCCUACUCUGCUCCGGCCGUUACCUACGCCAGCCACGCCGUCGCUCCUGUCGCCGCUUACGCCGCCCCGUUGGCCUAUGCUGCCCAUAACACCGUCGUCCAGAGCCCGGUUGCUUACUCCGCUUACGCUGCUCCGGUCGCUUAUGCCAACCACCAGACCAGCUAUGUGCAUACCGUUCCGACCGUGUACGCUCAGGUCCAGAAGGAGGCCACCUAUGUUGCUGCUACCCGUGGUGCUGUCCACACUGCUCCCCUGGUCGGCCACGCCGUCAACCAGAAGUCGCUGAACGUGGAGCCGGCUCCCGGAACUCUGUAAAUCAUAUUACUCGACGCUGCGCAAUGAAUGCUGACGAUAUGGAAGGGUUAAAAGUUGUGUUUGAUUUUGAAUGCUCGCUGGCUCGAAAUAA
Messenger RNA from Anopheles darlingi, 575 nucleotides. RefSeq names its product adult cuticle protein 1-like. NCBI's taxonomy places the organism in Eukaryota, Metazoa, Arthropoda, Insecta, Diptera, Culicidae. The coding region runs from base 44 to 484 and encodes 146 amino acids. The record is from RefSeq and is a predicted model, not a curated record. The transcript is spliced from 2 exons.